Saccostrea cuccullata (small rock oyster) is the source of this 1150-nucleotide messenger RNA. RefSeq lists its product as uncharacterized. Gene Ontology annotation, molecular function: protein binding. The transcript is spliced from 5 exons. Bases 1 to 1077 code for a protein of 358 amino acids. Lineage: Eukaryota; Metazoa; Mollusca; Bivalvia; Ostreida; Ostreidae. The record is from RefSeq and is a predicted model, not a curated record.
AUGGCAGUGUUACUGGUACUGUCCUCACAUCUCAGUAUUAACGUCCACAUGGAUGGCAGUGUUACAGUACUAACGUCCACAUGGAUGACAGUGUUACUAGUACUGUCCACACAUCUCAGUACUAACGUCCACAUGGAUGACAGUGUUAUACAGGUACUGUCCACAAAUAUCAGUACUAACGUCCACAUAGAUGACAGUGUUACUGUACUAACGUCCACAUGGAUGGCAGUGUUACUGGUACUGUCAUGGUACAUCAGUACUAACGUCCACAUGGAUGGCAGUGUUACUGAAAAGCAGAAGGACAUGCCAAACAUGGAAUCAUUUGAAGAACUACAGAGGACUGUCAUUACUCAAAACAAACGCAUUUCGUCUUUGGAGAGGCGAGUCAGUGAUUUAGAAAAGACCAUUGUUCGGCAAUCCACAGAAUCUGAAUCCCAAGAAAAUAUCACAAUCCAUAAACAAUCUCAAAUUCCUGCUUACCAACGAACACAUCAUCAACAUCCUUAUACCAAUUUUAAUUUUCUUAGAGCUCUACGCGUUUUCCAAGGGAAAGAGGGAAAAACUUCAAAAAUAUCUGCAGCAAGAUUUACAAAAGAACCAAAGUGUGAAAAAUUGAUAAGGAGAGGAAGACUUCUUGCUCCGUUGACAACGCCUACAACCCUUCCAUCUUCAAGCAAUAGUUUGGCGUUCUACGCGUACUUGUCUAAAGCAAUCCCUGCUUUCGUCGGCCAUCACAUCAUUACAUUCGAUGUCAUGGUAACAAAUGUUGGGAACGGAUACCAUCCCUAUACCGGGAUAUUCAUUGCACCCCGAGCUGGAAUUUACGUUUUUGCCUGGACAAUAAGAAUGUAUGGGUCGUCUUUCCACACAACGGAAUUGGUAGUCAACAGCAAUGUUGUUGGAGCAGUUUAUCUAAAUCCUUCCUCAAAUAUCGAUGGUAGCGUUUCAAACGUUGUUGUUGUGCACGUUAACAAAGGAGAUGAUGUUUACAUAAGAACAGGGGACGACCGGAACUCAGGGGACAUAAUGAGUCAUUCCUGGGGCCGGUCCUCCUUUGCUGGUUGGAUGUUGCCGUAGCCAGGUCAAUUUGAAUCCAGUUCUGAGUUGUCUUUUAAUAACUCUUGAUGUAUUUUUCAUUUCCUUAAGUGUC